UUUCACCAUCGCUUUCCUCUCUGAUUUGACUUACUCACACUUAAGCCUUUUUAACCUCGUUGCUGGUGGGCCAAUCACACUCUAUAGUCAUGGCUCCUGCUCGUAUUCCUCCCCGCCGCGUCCUUCUAGUCAGCAACCCGCGCACGGCUUCCAACCUGCUGCUGAAGAUCCUGGCCCUGCCCGACCAGCCCAACGUCUAUGCCAACGAGAAAGGCGGCUACUACUUCUUCAACUCGUUUGUCGCGACCGCCAAUAAUAACCGAAUCUACAAGCCGUUCGAGCAAUGGACUUCGGAUGAUCGCUCCGAAGUCCAGUCCGCCCUGAAGACAUGCUUCGACCAGCUGGAGGAGAGCACCUCCCACGCCAGUCAGGAGAGCAAGGUGUUCUUUGCGAAAGAACACUCCCCCUGGUUCAUUGACCCGAUAGCGCUGCAGAAGAUCUUGCGCCUGAACGAUAACACUGCGAGCGAGGAUGGCGACGCAGCAGGUGCCGACUCGCCGUUCCGCCAACAAGUUCCAAGCACCUAUACUUCUUCGCCGACCUUCUCGCCCAGUAACUAUACGAUCUUGCCGGACGAGUACCUACGAACCUUCCACAUGGCGUUCAUCGUCCGCCACCCCGCGCUGAUGUUCCCGUCGUUUUACCGCGCGAUGUGCAAGAUGGUCAAGCUCGGGGUCAUCACGCAAGAGGACAUCGGCGGCGUGAUGGUCGCCAACAUGACACUGCGGUUCUCGCGCCUGCUCUACGACUGGUGCUUGGAGCAGGAUGACCCCGACGCCCGACCUGUCAUUCUGGAUGCCUACGAGGUGAUCCACAAGCCCGAGGCGGUGGUCCGGUUCUGCGAAAUGACCGGUCUGGAUGCCAACGCCAUCAAGUUUGAGUGGGAGAACAAGCCCGGCAGCAAGGACGUAGGGGCUCAGAACGUCCAAAUGGAUGGGAACACGGAACAGAGGACUCUGUGGAGUCCCGAGGCCGCAAGUGUUAUGGUAUCCACCUUGACGGGAUCAUCCGGCGUGGUCAAGUCCAAGGCGCCCGACGUGGUGGAUAUUGCCGUGGAGGCCGCCAAGUGGAAAGAGGAAUUUGGUCAAGAGACCGCCGACAUGCUGGAGAAGAGGGUUCGAAACGCCAUGCCCGAUUAUGAAUAUCUCAAGGCCCGGAGCGUGACGGCAUCGGCGUAAGGUAGCUGUCCAUGUGUUCACCUUGCAUAAUUGGUCCAGGGUGCAUUACUGUAUGAUCUGAUGUGAAAUGUGAAAAUAAAAGGGCGGAGGACCCUAGGGUAAACUAAGAAUCUGAUAGUCAAAUGCUACGCACGA
Aspergillus steynii IBT 23096 is the source of this 1313-nucleotide messenger RNA. RefSeq lists its product as uncharacterized. NCBI's taxonomy places the organism in Eukaryota, Fungi, Ascomycota, Eurotiomycetes, Eurotiales, Aspergillaceae. The record is from RefSeq and is a predicted model, not a curated record. The coding region runs from base 90 to 1178 and encodes 362 amino acids. The transcript has a single exon.